Piliocolobus tephrosceles (Ugandan red Colobus) is the source of this 2459-nucleotide messenger RNA. RefSeq names its product ketohexokinase (gene KHK). The record is from RefSeq and is a predicted model, not a curated record. NCBI's taxonomy places the organism in Eukaryota, Metazoa, Chordata, Mammalia, Primates, Cercopithecidae. The transcript has 8 exons. Gene Ontology annotation, biological process: fructose metabolic process. Gene Ontology annotation, molecular function: ketohexokinase activity. Bases 525 to 1421 code for a protein of 298 amino acids.
GGCGGGGCAGCGGCGACCGCGGUCUUCAGGCAGGGCUGCAGAUGGAGGCCCAGCUCUACCUCGCGGUUCCAGGGUCGGGAGUCCGAGACGCAGGUGUAGCAGAGGGCGGGGCACGUAGCGCAUUCCCAGCGCAUUUUCUCUUUGCAUUCUCGAGACCGCUUAGCCGCGCUUUAGAAAGGUUUGCAUCAGCUCCGAGUCCAUCUGACAAGCGAGGAAACUGAGGCUGAGAAGUGGGAGGCGUUGCCAUCUGCAGGCCCAGGCAACCUGCCACGGGAAGACCGGGGGCCAAGACCUCCGGGUUGGCUUUCCCAGGCCAGCUUGGGUCUUCGGGUGUCGGGAGCAAGGGCCCUGCUCCUUUCGUUUCCUGCACCCCUCGCCGCUGCAGGUGGCUCCCUGGAGGAGGAGCUCCCACGCGGAGGAGGAGCCAGGGCAGCUGGGAGCGAGGACACCAUCCUCCUGGAUAACAGGCAGAGGCCGGGAGGAACCCGUCAGUCGGGCGGGCAGGAAGCUCUGGGAUCAGCCUCAUGGAAGAGAAGCAGAUCCUGUGCGUGGGGCUAGUGGUGCUGGACGUCAUCAGCCUGGUGGACAAGUACCCUAAGGAGGACUCAGAGAUAAGGUGCUUGUCCCAGAGAUGGCAACGCGGAGGCAACGCGUCCAACUCCUGCACCGUUCUCUCCCUGCUCGGAGCCCCCUGUGCCUUCAUGGGUUCAAUGGCCCCUGGCCAUGUUGCUGACUUCCUGGUGGCCGACUUCAGGCGGCGGGGUGUGGACGUGUCUCAGGUGGCCUGGCAGAGCAAGGGGGACACCCCCAGCUCCUGCUGCAUCAUCAACAACUCCAAUGGCAACCGUACCAUUGUGCUCCAUGACACGACCCUGCCAGAUGUGUCUGCUACGGACUUUGAGAAGGUUGAUCUGACCCAGUUCAAGUGGAUCCACAUUGAGGGCCGGAAUGCAUCGGAGCAGGUGAAGAUGCUGCAGCGGAUAGACACGCACAACACCAGGCAGCCUCCAGAGCAGAAGAUCCGGGUGUCCGUGGAGGUGGAGAAGCCACGAGAGGAGCUCUUUCAGCUGUUUGGCUACGGAGAUGUGGUGUUUGUCAGCAAAGAUGUGGCCAAGCACUUGGGGUUCCAGUCAGCAGAGGAAGCCCUGAGAGGCUUGUAUGGUCGUGUGAGGAAAGGGGCUGUGCUUGUCUGUGCCUGGGCUGAGAAGGGCGCCGACGCCCUGGGCCCUGAUGGCAAACUGAUCCACUCGGAUGCUUUCCCGCCAUCCCGUGUGGUGGAUACCCUGGGGGCUGGAGACACCUUCAAUGCCUCCGUCAUCUUCAGCCUCUCCCAGGGGAGGAGCGUGCAGGAAGCACUGAGAUUCGGAUGCCAGGUAGCCGGCAAGAAGUGUGGCCUGCAGGGCUUUGAUGGCAUCGUGUGAGAGCCGGUGCGGUAGGAGGUGCUGGCUCCCCGCACACCAUGGAGGCGCCUUUGCGGCUGCAUCGCCUUCUCCCCUCCAUCCAGCCUGGCAUCCAGGUUGCCCUGCUCAGGGGACAGAUGCAGGCUAUGGGGAGGACUCUGCCUGUGUCCUGUGUUCCCCAUACGUCUCUCCCUGCAGAGCCUCACACCGAAUAAACCUUCCUCGGAGCCAGCUUCUCCUGGCAGCUUCUGUCCUCGAUGUCUGAACUGCUCUGGCUGGGCAUUCCUGAGGCUCUGACUCUUCAGUCCUCCCUCCUUGUGUCCAUUCCCCAAAUUAACCUCUCCACCCAGGCCCAGAGGAGGAGCUGCCUGGGCUAUAGCAGCAAGAAGUGCCCCAGGCUUGCCGCCAGCUCUGCCCUGGCUGGGGAGGACACUCAGUGCCCCAUACCCAGCGAACCUGCCAAAGAACCAGAAUCCAUGAGAGCUCUUCGGGGCCCUGCGUUGUGCAGACUCUAUUCCCAUAGCUCAGAAGCUGGGAGUCCACACGGCUGAGCCAAAUUGACAGGCCAGUGGGGGGCAAGGGGGUGGGGCGCCUCCUCUGCCCUGCCCACCAGCCUGUGAUUUGGUGGCGUCUUUGUUGUCCAAAAAUAUCUCCUCCUGCUGACUGCCCCAGAGCCUGAAAGUCUCACCUGUGGAGCCCACCUUGGAAUUAAGGGGAUGCCUCAGCCACAACUGUGACCCAAGAUACAGAGUGUUGUCCUCAGGGAGGUCGGAUCUGGAACACAUAUUGGAAUUGGGGCCAACUCCAAUAUAGGGUGGAUAAGGCCUUAUAAUGUAAAGAGCAUAUAAUGUAAAGGGCUUUAGAGUCAGACAGACCUGGAUUCAAAUCUGCCAUUUAAUUAGCUGCAUGUCACCUUAGGGUACAGCGCUUAACACAAUCUGCCUCAAUUUCUUCAUCUGUCAAAUGGAGCCAGUUCUGCCUGGCUACAGAAUUACUGCGAGGAUAAAAUCACGUAAUAUAUAAAAUGCCCAGCAUGAUGCCUGAUGUGUACGAGGCUCU